Aphidius gifuensis is the source of this 1673-nucleotide messenger RNA. RefSeq names its product reticulocalbin-2. The coding region runs from base 244 to 1227 and encodes 327 amino acids. NCBI's taxonomy places the organism in Eukaryota, Metazoa, Arthropoda, Insecta, Hymenoptera, Braconidae. Gene Ontology annotation, molecular function: calcium ion binding. The transcript has 3 exons. The record is from RefSeq and is a predicted model, not a curated record. Gene Ontology annotation, cellular component: endoplasmic reticulum.
CCUAGAAUCUGGAUUGCUCUGGAUGUUGUACCAGCAAUUAAAAAUAAAUAAAUAAACAAAUCAAGUUUCACUUUAUUAUUAUUAUUAUUAUUAAUAUUUUGUUUUUUCAAAAGUUAUAAAAUUAUACAAUCAAGUAUAUUUGAAUUUAAUAACAAAAAAAUAUUUACAUCUUGAUGAAUAUAAAUAAAUAAGUUUAAUCUGUCAAGAUUGUGUUGCAUAAAUAAAUCAAGUUGGAUAAAAAAAAUGUUGAUUAUUCAGAAAAUAUUAAUUGUUAUGUCAGUAAUAUCAUCGGUGGAAAUAUUGACAAAAUGCCAAGCAGCUCAUAUUCAUACUCAUCAACAAAAAGUUGGAAGCAAUGAAAGAACUCAAGAUGGUGCAUUUAGUCCUAGAGAUCGUGAUCAUUUUACUGAUGGAAAUCAUCAUCAAGAAUUUGAUCAUGAAGCAAUUAUUGGUAGUGUCAAGGAGGCUGAAGAAUUUGAUCAUCUUCCAAUUGAUGAAUCAAAAAAACGACUUAAAAUAUUAUUAGAAAAAAUGGAUUUAGAUGGUGAUAAUUAUAUUGAAAGAAAUGAAUUAAAAGCAUGGAUAUUACGUUCAUUUAGUAUGUUAUCUGCUGAAGAAUCACUUGAUCGUCUUCAAGAUGCUGAUACAAAUGAUGAUGGUAAAAUAAGUUGGGAAGAAAUAUUACAUGAUACAUAUGGCUCUGAUCCUGAAGAUUUAGCUAUUGAUGAAAAACUUGUUAGUGAUGAUAAAGCAACAUUUAAACUUGCUGAUUUAAAUAAUGAUGGUUAUCUUGAUACUGAAGAAUUUAAAGCAUACAGUCAUCCAGAAGAAUCACCAAGAAUGUAUCCAUUGCUGCUUGAACAAUCAUUAGAAGAAAAAGACACUGAUAAUGAUAAAUUUAUAAGUUUUCAAGAAUAUUUAGGUGAUAGAGCUAGAGAUGAAGACAAAGAAUGGCUAUUGGCUGAAAAAGAUAAAUUUGACAAUGAUCUUGAUAAAAAUAAUGAUGGCAAAUUAGAAGCAUCAGAAAUAUUAUCAUGGCUGGUGCCAAGUAAUGAUGAUUUGGCAACUGAUGAGGUGGAUCAUUUAUUUGCUGCAUCUGACGAUGACCAUGACAAUCGUCUAUCUUUUGAUGAGGUACUUGAGCAUCAUGAUGUUUUUGUUGGCAGUGAAGCAACUGAUUAUGGCGACUAUUUACAUGACAUUGAAAGAUUUGCUGAUGAACUUUAAUUUAAUAUAUCUCAUUGACAAUAUAAUAAAAAUAUGGUGAGAUUUAUUACAAAUUGUUUUUUUUUUUUCUUAAUUUUUUUUCAUUAAUAAUAAUAAAAUAUUGUAUUAUUAUUAUAUAUACCUAUACAUAUAGCCAAAAAAAAAAAAAAAACAAAAUAACUUAAUGCACAAAAUAAUGAUGGUGCCAUAAAUAACAUUAACAUUUUUUUUUUUUUUUCUCUUUUAAUUAAUGUUUUGAUAUUAUUAUGUUAGUAAUAAUUUUAUUUUAAUCAUUUAAAAGUCUAGCCAAAAAUCAAAAUGACAAAUAAUAAUAAUAAUAAUAAUAAUAAUAUAGUAUCAAUUAAUUUUUCUACUACUAUUAUUAUUGAUUAUUUAUUAUAAUUUUUUUUUUAAAUGUAUAAAUGUUGAGUGUGAUAAUAAAUAAAUAAAUUAAUAAAUUAAUAAAA